GCCCUGCUGGCCGCAGUAGUGCAGUCCGCGGUGAAGCCUUGCCCGCAGCAGCUCCUCGUCGCUAUGAGCGCCGGACAGGCCGUGGGGGAGGCGGCGAGCUGCGCCGCCCCGUCGGCGCUUCCCAGGGUGCUCUCAGCCCUUUUCUACGGGACGUGCUCGUUCUUCAUCGUGCUGGUGAACAAGGCCCUGCUCAGCGCCUACAGCUUCCCAUCACCAGUGUUUCUUGGCAUUGGACAGAUGGCAGCCACUAUACUUAUCUUGUAUGUGUCAAAAAUAAAUAAGAUUGUUCACUUCCCUGAUUUUGACAAAAGUAUACCUCUAAAGUUGUUUCCUCUGCCUCUGAUUUACGUUGGAAACCACAUAAGUGGAUUAUCAAGUACCAGCAAACUCAGUUUGCCGAUGUUUACUGUGCUCAGGAAGUUUACCAUUCCACUUACUUUACUGCUGGAAAUCAUCAUACUUGGGAAACGAUAUCCACUGAGCAUUGUAGUCAGCGUAUUUGCCAUAAUUCUUGGAGCUUUCAUAGCAGCUGGGUCUGAUCUGUCUUUUAAUCUGGAGGGUUACACCUUUGUAUUGCUGAAUGAUAUCUUUACAGCAGCAAAUGGAGUUUACACAAAGCAGAAAAUUGAUCCAAAGGAGUUGGGGAAAUAUGGUGUCCUUUUCUAUAAUGCUUGUUUCAUGGUGAUUCCAACAGUUAUUAUUAGCUUUUCUACUGGAGACUUUCAGCAGGCAACACAUUUCCAGCACUGGACAAAUCUUUUGUUUGUCUUUCAAUUUAUUCUUUCCUGCUUUUUGGGGUUUCUCUUGAUGUAUUCUACUGUCCUAUGCAGUCAUUACAAUUCUGCGCUCACAACGACAGUAGUUGGUGCCAUCAAGAAUCUAUCCAUUGCUUACAUUGGAAUGUUGAUUGGUGGAGAUUACGUAUUCUCCAUGUUAAACUUCAUAGGGCUAAAUAUUUGUAUGGCAGGAGGACUGAGAUACUCAUUUUUAACUUUAAGAGGAAACAGCAAGCCUACGCAACCUGGGGAUGAAGAGAAUGCACUUUCUGAAUCAAAUAGUUAGCCAAAAUGCCCACCUUGAAAGAGACUGGAGAUACGAGUUUGUUUAGCAUUGCUGAGAACUUAAUAAGUGUAUGCUGGAACAUACUUGGAACGAGGAAAAAAAUCUACCUCAGUUGGCAGAGAUGUGCACACAAUUCACUGGUUCAGAAAUACCUUGCACACCAUGUGGACAAGUUUAAUUUUAGCUUUUUUUUUACAUCACAAGCUAAUUAUAAAAAGGAAUGCCAUGAAAAAAUCUGA
Neopsephotus bourkii (Bourke's parrot) is the source of this 1301-nucleotide messenger RNA. It is a transcript of the gene SLC35D2, whose product is annotated as solute carrier family 35 member D2. Gene Ontology annotation, molecular function: GDP-fucose transmembrane transporter activity; antiporter activity. Bases 64 to 1062 code for a protein of 332 amino acids. Gene Ontology annotation, cellular component: Golgi apparatus. NCBI's taxonomy places the organism in Eukaryota, Metazoa, Chordata, Aves, Psittaciformes, Psittacidae. The transcript is spliced from 12 exons. The record is from RefSeq and is a predicted model, not a curated record.